UUUCUAUAGAAAUCUGUUUAUAACGACGCGUGACCGCUUCCCAGAGACAUGGAUAACGACCACCCAAUCUGCAUCUGACCACCUGGGGAAAGACAAAAGGCAGUCGCUGUAAUAAUUGCAUGCUAGCUGCUAAUGACUUGUUGUGGACGAGUGCGGUGUCUUUGUAUGUGGAAGAGUAAGAAUGUGCGGAUAGUAUAUAAGCAUUUGCAGAGCAGAAUGUACAGUUAGUUCACUUUCUUUUUCUGGUCCGAUCGCGCCAGUUACUUAUAACUUCGAUUUAACUACCGCUGUUAGCAUUCGUUACAAGUGACCUUUCGUUGAAUUGUCAGUAUAUAUUGCAUUUUGUUCUGAUAGAAUCAGUUUCGUUAAAAUUGCGUUAAGUUUUAUUGUCAGUUGAUUGUUAGUCAGUUGUUUAAUUUCCUCAUCAAAUAUGGAAUCACGCACUAAUCUUGAGAAGAAGUCGAACGAAGAAUUGAGAAGCCAGUUAAGAGGUUUAGGAAAGGCAAUCGCCGGUAACAAAGCUCAGCUAGUGGACCGCUUGUUCAGCGCUUUAAAAGCAGCCCAUUCCAAUGCCACCGUAUCGGCACCGCCCGCGGCGGGCCGUCCUUCAGCGCCUGUCCAGGAGGAGAAUCGACAGGUGCAGCCCCUUGAGCUAGACAUUUCCAUUGGACCAAUUGAGGAAGUUGCCGGUAUAAUUGGUCUUUCCACAGAAGGGGUCGCGCAACUUAAGGCAAACGGGUUCGUCAAAGGUGAUGAUUUGGAGUUACUUCGGGAAAAGCCGGACCUGAUCCCCAAGGCCAUUGGCAUCCUCUGUGAGCAGUUGAAGCUGACAAAAUACUUGUUCCCGGGCGAGCCAUCCCGCAGUGUAUCUGGGCAGCAGCAACCGCAGGCGUCCGGUGGACCUCUGCGGCAUCCUAAUGUCCGGCCGGCAACGGUCCGACCAUCAUCCCAAGCGUCGGACAGCGGACGCUUUCCGCGCGGGUCCCGUCCGUAUGACGGCCCGCCUCGUUUUCGCUCUCAAAUCGCCAGUAGCCAGACAGCCCGUGGGCCAUAUCUCGCCUGUGAUCGGUGGAACGAUGGGAGGUGUAACACACGCGGUAACUGCUUGUUCCCACACCACUGCGAAUUCUGUUCCGGACCUCAUCAAGGACGCUUUUGCCGCACCGGAAAUGUCAAUGGGCAGCAGCCAAACCGUGGACCGGCAUUUCGACAGCAGAGCGGGAACAACACCGCGGAUGGACAACGCAAUUGAGAGCGUUUCUCUCGCUAGUGACAUUAGCAGUGCGUUUCCUCCACCGGCGCAUGAAUGUAUUCGUACUGCUCUUCGCAGUAAUUGUUUUGGUAACAGUGAACUUCUGCAUUAUACUAAUAUUGUUGACUCAGAUUUAGUUGACCGUUGUUCUUUAACUCGCUCGUUAGCGGAAUGGUUUUAUGCGCUGGGUGAUGAUCACGAUCGCCAUUUUAUCUUGCAUGGUAUCGCCGUUGGU
Paramacrobiotus metropolitanus is the source of this 1487-nucleotide messenger RNA. RefSeq lists its product as uncharacterized. The transcript has 2 exons. Lineage: Eukaryota; Metazoa; Tardigrada; Eutardigrada; Parachela; Macrobiotidae. The record is from RefSeq and is a predicted model, not a curated record. The coding region runs from base 431 to 1252 and encodes 273 amino acids.